CACCACGCCAGGCUGAAUCACCAAGUUCAAACCAUCCCCCUGCCUGCUUGGAGGAAGUGUGUGAAACCAGGCACCAUGUGCUCCGUAGCUGGCUGGGGCGGAACGUGUCUGUCGAAUAAAACCGGCUCUGAUGUACUGCUGGAGGUGGACCUGAAGGUCCAGGAUGAUGACAUCUGCGAAAAGACUUUCUUCAGAUAUUCUCCUCUAGUUCAGAUGUGCGUGGGAGAUUCCUCUGGAGAGAAAUCAACAUUCAAAGGUGAUUCUGGGGGUCCUCUGGUGUGCAAUGGGACAGCCUAUGGCAUUGUCUCCUAUGGACCACAAGGAAAAACCUUCCCUAAAGUAUUUGCAAAAGUGUGCGAUUUCAUCCUCUGGAUCGAGAAAGAGCUUAAAAAGCUACAUCCUUAGGGACUACUUGUAUCCUCUUUGUCUGCCCUGCACUUCUGCAGUUGAACUAAAUCAGGCGGAUGUGCAAAACCUAACAUCAUCCCAAAAAGCUAAAAAAUAAAUAAAUAAAUAAAAAUUAGUAGUUAAUUUAGAAAGAACAUGAAAAACAACUUGGAAAUGCAGCAUAAGUUUCCAUGAAAGUCAAUUCAUUUGUCAAACUAAAAUGGUAUUAAAUAUUGAUAUGAAAGAAGGAUCAUUCAGUCUUCGUUCAAAAAUUGAAGUUAAGCAAAAUGAAGGAAAUGUAAAGACAUUUUUUACAAAGCUAAUUGUUUGUGUCAACAAUUCAUUUAAAUUAGAUACCAAAUAAUAGUUCACUCAGACCUGAGAGGAGUUCAAAUGCUGAAAGAAAUUAAAGCAAAUAUAAUUUUGCAAUAAAAUGAACUGAAAUUUCAAUUCAAAAUAAAUAAAAAUGGGAUCUAGUAGAAGCUGAGACUUUCAGACAUUGAAAUCAAAAUGAAUGAGCUUGAAAGACCAUGAAUGAGCUCCGUACCAUGCUGAGGUGUUAAAAAUAAAGAUCUCCUGGGGCAGAUGAAAAACCAGAGGGAAGGAUGCCAGGAUAAGACAUGUGCUUGCUUAUGUGCCAAGAAAUUAGCCACUAAUGUGGUAGAGCCAGAUUGCCUCAA
Messenger RNA from Alligator mississippiensis (American alligator), 1067 nucleotides. Its product is annotated as mast cell protease 1A-like. Gene Ontology annotation, cellular component: intracellular membrane-bounded organelle; cytoplasm. The record is from RefSeq and is a predicted model, not a curated record. Bases 76 to 405 code for a protein of 109 amino acids. The transcript is spliced from 2 exons. NCBI's taxonomy places the organism in Eukaryota, Metazoa, Chordata, Crocodylia, Alligatoridae. Gene Ontology annotation, molecular function: serine-type endopeptidase activity. Gene Ontology annotation, biological process: proteolysis.